This is a messenger RNA of Paramecium octaurelia, 1881 nucleotides long. The record is from the annotation of a GenBank genome assembly. NCBI's taxonomy places the organism in Eukaryota, Ciliophora, Oligohymenophorea, Peniculida, Parameciidae.
AUUGAUUUAUCAAUGUUAGCCAAUUCCUACGCCCAAUCUCUGUACAUAAAUCCACAGCAGCAAGUAGCCCCCCUACCCUUCGGAUACACUACCAACACACCCAGUAUCUUGCUCAUAUUUAUUCUUAGCCAAGCCCGUGUAUCAACCCUAACCACCAAUCGAAACAGAAUAUCAAAGUAGCUCUAUGCCCUAUUCUUUUAGUGUAGGUGUAACCUGAACCACAAAGAGAGCAAAUAAUUGUGCAAUAGCCGAUGCCAAACAAAACUAUAACUAUAGCUAAACCUAAGAAAUAUUCUUAUGUAAUCGUUAAAUUUGAAUUUGUAGUUGGUAGAUUGGUUACUCUACAUAUUACCAAUAGCAUUCUUCAUCAUAAUACUACUCAUUAUGGCAUUACUCUUUGCUUCCAAAGUGAAGCACUUCAAUCCAGAAGGUGCACACAACACCCUCGAAACCUUAAAAAAUAACAUGCUAUUGGCCCCAAUAGAAGAUAUAGUUGUUGCAACCACCUCCUCAUCUGCACCAACUCUCAACAUGAUAUCAUAUUUCACACAUGAUGCAGUGGAAUGCCCAGAUGGUUAUGGAAGAACUCAUUUGGGCUAAUGGGAUGGGGUUUCAUCUGGAUGCAUAUGUGAGAAUGGGGACAUUAGUCAUUCUCUCACUUGCUUCUAUAAGUCCAAUUGUAAACGAGUGAAAUCUCACGAUCCAGAAUUAUUUACAACAUGGCAAUAAAAAUAAUAUUGUACUAAAUUAUAUGCCGAAUGGAAAACAUUGGAAGGUGCUGCUUGUGAGACAUCCUACAAAUAGUGUGGGAAUGUUUGUGUUCCAUAAUCCAAAAACUGUCCACUCUCAGGUUUACUCAAAGAUAACUCAAGACAGAAUGAUAGAAAUGCAAUUAAAAUCGGAACAGAUAAUUACAUUAAACAAUUUGAGAACUCCUCUCCCAUUGUCAGUCUUGAACUUGUACCAGGAAUUGGAGAAACAGAUUCCUCUCCAUGUUACAAUCACAAUUUGAAUCCCAAAUUCUAAUCAGCUAAAUAUUACCCUCUAGCCAAAAGACCUGAAAUCGGAUGUGAUAAUUAUAAAGAUUUGCAAUCGCAUAGAGUCACCUUGAAUACCUUCUCUGCUCAUCAAACUUAUCAACAAAAUGGCUUGACUGAUGUACUGUCACAAUUGCCUUUCUAUCAAAAUUACGAAGACAACUCAGAUACGUAUGCAUUAGAAGCCAUCAAGAAAAUUCAAAUCAACUCCAACGAAGUUUGUUAGAAGCUAUCUCCUAAAGAUAUCGAUUAAAUCUCUAAAAGUGGACAGAGAGUCUAUAAUUCAGAGAGAGCCAUGUCCUUAAUCAUUAUUAUCAGUGUAGGAGUUGUUCUAUUCCUAGUCCCCAUUUUGUAUUUGAUGAAAAACAGAGUAAGUCCAAUUUCAUUUAUUUUAGAUUUUCUAAUGCAUUGAUAUGACAGAUUUCCAUUAACCCAAGUUCUUAUGUGGUAUUGGAUUGAUCAUUGCCAUCUUAUGCAUAGGAUUAGGAGCUGUCUAUUUAAAUGAAGUGGAUGGAAAUGUAAUUUUUACUAUCCUAUUUAGAAUGGCCUUAAAGAACAUAAUGUUUAAUUCUCUAAAUAUCUUGAAAAAAAUUGUUUCCCCGACGAAGGCUUGAAAUUGGUAUCAUUAUUAUAUAAUCAUACUUAGGCUAUUUCUCAAGUGAAUGAUUUCUCCAAAAAUGCCUACAUCAACACUUAUUCCUUUGUCAUUGCAGCCUUUUAUGCCAGCAUCGUUUUUAUUGUACUUUUAAUUCUUUUUGUUGCCUACUAAUACUACACUCACAAAUCGUUGUUUGACAAUCCUUGGACUCCCAGAUAACAGGAGUAUUCAGAAUUUCAUUGAUAC